Molecule: messenger RNA, 1593 nt
Organism: Histoplasma capsulatum G186AR
Lineage: Eukaryota; Fungi; Ascomycota; Eurotiomycetes; Onygenales; Ajellomycetaceae
Product: transcriptional adapter 2
Exons: 3
Coding region: 1-1593 (530 amino acids)
Biological process (GO): chromatin remodeling; regulation of transcription by RNA polymerase II
Cellular component (GO): SAGA-type complex; nucleus
Molecular function (GO): zinc ion binding; protein binding; chromatin binding
Source: RefSeq, a predicted model, not a curated record
AUGGGCGUCAUACGGAAGAAAACUGCAGCGCGCGGGACAGAAGGUGGAACAAAAUACCAUUGCGACGUCUGUUCUGUAGAUGUCACCUCGACGGUGCGCAUUGCUUGCGCGCAUAAUGCCUGUCAUGAAUAUGAUAUGUGCGUCCCAUGCUUCUCCGCCGGCGAAAGCUCAAAGAAUCACGAUCCACGAACACACCCAUACUACGUCAUCGAACAAAACUCUGUUCCUAUUUACCAACCCGACUGGGGCGCAGAUGAGGAACUCUUGCUGUUAGAAGGUGCGGAAAUCUACGGUCUAGGAUCAUGGGCAGACAUAGCGGAUCAUAUCGGCGGUUUCCGAACCAAGGAAGAAGUGCGCGACCAUUACAUCGAAACAUACAUCAAUAGUUCCAAAUUUCCUCUCCCCGAACGCGCUGAUCCUGAUGACAAGACCCUACAAGAGCAAAUAUCGAAAGAGGAGUUCCAGGCACGUAAAAAGCGACGAAUCGAGGCCCGUAAAGAGGCAGCCCGGGCCGCCCCUCCCGCAACGCCGAAACAAAAACCCACAGCCUCUGUGCCAGCCUGCCAUGAAGUGCAGGGGUAUAUGCCGGGCCGCCUCGAAUUCGAAACGGAAUUCGCAAAUGAGGCUGAGGAAGCUGUACAGCACAUGUCAUUUGAACCAGGCGAUGGGCUCAACGCGAACGGGGAGAUGGACCCUGAGAUGGAACUUAAAAUGACCGUGAAAGACAUCUAUAACUCCCGGCUCACCGCCCGGACAGAACGCAAGAAAAUAAUAUUCGAACACAAUCUAUUAGAAUACCGCAAAAACACUGCCCAGGACAAGAAACGAACAAAGGAAGAACGCGAAUUGCUCAACAAAGCUAAACCCUUCGCGCGAAUGAUGAACCAUGAAGAUUUCGAAGAGUUCACGAAGGGCCUCGAAUACGAACAUAAUCUCCAGCUCGCAAUAGCUCAGCUGCAAGAAUGGCGAACGAUGGGAAUCGGUGAUUUGAAAAGCGGAGAGAAGUACGAACAAGAAAAGCAGCAGAGGGCCCAACGCGCAAUUCCACAAGGGGCUUUUGAUAGAAUGGCCGGCACAAGGCCCAAACCAUCACAGAUACCCGAUGCGCCUUCGGCUGCCACCCAAUUAACAAUGCCGGAGCUACCUUUGCGCCUUCAACGCAGCGGAGCCCAACAAAAACAAGCAGCCCCCGUACCCGCCUCCGCAGCUCUCGAACCUGCACGAGCUCUACCCAUGAAUGAUUUCGAUAAGAUGUUCGCUAGUACCGAGAUGAACGGGACAUCGACUCCAAAGCCACCUGCAAAGACGAAAUACGUCAUCCCCCCAAUAAACGGACUUUCGCCGUGGAAAUUGGAAAACGACAUCGCGCCGGACCUGCACUUGUUGACGAGGGAGGAAGUGGAACUUUGUAAUAUUCUUCAUCUACAACCUAAACCGUAUCUUGUCAUUAAGGAGCAUAUGAUUAAAGAAGCGAUGAAGCAAGGCGGGAGCUUGAAAAAGAAAGACGCCAGGACGCUGUGUAAGAUCGACGUCGCCAAAUCUUCACGAAUAUACGACUUUAUGGUACAUAGCGGGUGGAUAACGAAGGCAUAA